Xylaria bambusicola is the source of this 1413-nucleotide messenger RNA. RefSeq names its product tRNA-guanine transglycosylase. Gene Ontology annotation, molecular function: tRNA-guanosine(34) queuine transglycosylase activity. NCBI's taxonomy places the organism in Eukaryota, Fungi, Ascomycota, Sordariomycetes, Xylariales, Xylariaceae. The transcript is spliced from 2 exons. The record is from RefSeq and is a predicted model, not a curated record. Bases 1 to 1413 code for a protein of 470 amino acids.
AUGUUCAAGAUCCUCAAGACUGUAGCCACCGAUGGCGUCGGCGCUCGUCUGGGGACACUAUCGCUCCCCAAGCGCCGCCCAAUCGAUACACCCAAUUUCAUAGGUCUCACUGCGCGAGGUGCCAUACCUCAUCUGACCCCGGAUAAUGUCAGCAAAAAUUCUGAGCUUGGUGGAGUAUAUGUUGCUCUUGAGGAUUAUAUCAACUCGGAAAGUGUAGAGCCUUUGCACUCGUUUACGGCAACCCCUUCGCAUAUGUUCACCGUCCUCGGCGCAAGGCGGCACCCAGCCAUCAAUUCACCCCUGGGCAAUGCGACAGACUCAAUAUCCAUCUAUACUUCUACUGGGUUUCAGAAACUUACGAAUGAGGCGUACCGGAAGUAUAUAGGCACUAUACGGCCAGAUAUCGCCAUCCCGCUAGCAGAUAUGACAUAUUCGCAAGCCACAAACCCCAUCGACUCGAAACGACGCACCAACAUCGCGAGCUCAAAACGGCAGCUUCGCAUGGUGGAACGGACCGAGGACUGGCUUGCUAAGUUUUUUGAGGCAUCCGAAGACAGUAGCGAGCAAAUCCAUCCUACAGUCUUCGCCCCGCUUCUCCCAUUAUCUUAUCCUACGCAGUGGGAAUACUUCAACCAGCUAGAGCAAGACUUCGCCGAAAAGCUAUCAGGACUGGCAGUCUACGAUGUUGACGUUCUUCCUGACUUGAACAAUCACAGUCCCUUGAUACCUUUGCCCCGUCUUUCGCUCGAUUACACAGCGACGCCACAGGAGAUUCUUCGCCAAAUUCAACUAGGCGCGGACCUCUUCACUGUGUCUUUCCUUAACAGCAUAUCCGACGCUGGCAUAGCGCUCUCAUUCACGUUCCCACCUCCCUCAGAUUCAGAUUCUGGUAUCAGACCACUUGGUAUAAACAUGUGGUCAAAGGAGCACGAAGUCGCAGUAAAGCCACUUAUAGAGGGCUGCAAGUGCUACGCCUGCACAAAACACCACCGCGCUUUCCUACAUCACUUACUCAAUGCGAAAGAAAUGCUCGGCUGGACACUCUUGCAAGCCCAUAACUACCAGGUCAUCAGCGAUUUCUUCGCGGACAUUCGCGGCUCGCUGGAUGCAGACCCUCCGACAUUUGAAAAGGGCUACGACAACUUUAUGAGAGUUUACGACUCAGAGCUACCUGCGGGCACGGGAACUAGGCCGCGCGCGCGGGGAUAUCAUUUCAAGAGCCAAGGAGGUGAUAACAAGAUCAACGCUCCCGGAUGGGAGAAGUACAGCACAGAUAGCGAUCCGGCUCUAGCGGGCGAGAUGGCAGGGCUGGCUGUGACUGGAGCGGCAGCAGAGGGCAAAGAGACACCUCUUAUACCUGAUACCGACUCUGCUGAGCUCGAUAAACAGGGAUUCGCUGAGAUCUCAAAAUAA